Molecule: messenger RNA, 1398 nt
Organism: Coprinopsis cinerea okayama7#130
Lineage: Eukaryota; Fungi; Basidiomycota; Agaricomycetes; Agaricales; Psathyrellaceae
Exons: 6
Coding region: 1-1398 (465 amino acids)
Molecular function (GO): oxidoreductase activity
Source: RefSeq, a predicted model, not a curated record
AUGUCGACGAGGACGAACACGAGCGCCAGAGUUGAUUUGAGCAAGCUUUCGCAUAGGUUGUCGAAGAAUGGGCAAGUUAACUCUCCUGGGGCUCGAUUUUUCAUAAUCAUCUCAGUCACCGCGGCGUAUGACCUUGGUGCUACUGCGGACCAUUUGCAGAAGAUGUACGAGGAUGAAGCGAAGAGUCAGAAAUCUAUUUUUAGGGAGGAGGGGGAUAGAGAGAUUGUGGUGGAUGAUGGGAACUGGGUGCAGUAUUUAGGGAAUACAUCGGCUUACGCAGCUUUCGUAACAUUCUUUGCGGAUAGGAUUCAGAAGAAUGGUGUAGCUGCUACACUUGAAGAAUACCUCUUUUCCAAGGAGGCGAAUACAAGUGAAAAGGUUAUGCUGGUCCGGCUUAUUAGCGGAGCUGUCCACCCGUUCAUCCAGCUCGGGUAUGCUUUGGAGUUUGGGAACGAGGCGAUGGUCGCUCCUGCUCUUGCGCAGACGGCUGUGCAUACUCCUACAGGCCCUCAAAUUUACGACUUCCACUGGGGCUCUUCCGGCUCCGCUGCGUCUGACAACCAGUUGUCGAUCUUCCAACUCAUCGAAGAAGUCUAUGCGGCACCAGAACUUAAACCAGGCCCCUACGAACCUGAUGCACUGCACAGCGCGAGGUUGAAAGGGAUUCUGGGGAAAGAGGAGGUGGUGAAGAAGGUUCGGGAGCUGUGUGCGAGAUUUGCGCUGCCCACUUCCUCGGAAUCCGACAACGUUAACUUUGAUGCCCAAGUCGACUCGACCAUUCACGACCUCGUACUAGCUGCCACACUCCUCACCUUUGCCGUGUCGAAACCAAACCGACCACCCCGCCUCGACUUCUUCCUGAUGCACUUGGUCACGUCGAGCCUGUUUUUGACCCCGAUUAAGGGCGCGCUAAGGCGGGAGGAGGAUAAGCUGAACUUACUGCGGGCGUUUGUGCCGACACUGGUUUUGCAUGUGUUGAGUCGGGGAAGGCCGAGGAUCGACGUUGGGGUUCUGGAGGGGUAUACGGGGGUGCCGAGGCCGCCCGUCCCGGGCGAUAAAGUUAGAAAGUUGGGGAGGGAGGUGAUUGGCAGCCCAGAGGAAGAUGGGGACUAUAACCCAUGGCACGCGAUGCAUGCGGAUGUGCUGUACCACCCUGACACGCACCACGUCAAGACGUUUAGGACGCUGUUUUUGGCGAAUGGGGAGUAUGGCGGAAGAGAUCCUGUUGAGCUUCCGGCUGGCUUCAGGAUUACUCCCUCCCCUGGCUCGUCGACGAAGGGAGGGGUUUCUGUCGAUGGUACGGUGUACACUCGUGCGGCUGGUGUGCUUAUGAAUUAUAUGGGGUGGGUCACGCAUGGGCAAGAUCCGAGGGAGGAUUGGGAUCGGAGAAAGGUGUAA